This is a messenger RNA of Falco peregrinus (peregrine falcon), 928 nucleotides long. It is a transcript of the gene HYI, whose product is annotated as hydroxypyruvate isomerase (putative). Gene Ontology annotation, molecular function: hydroxypyruvate isomerase activity. The record is from RefSeq and is a predicted model, not a curated record. Gene Ontology annotation, biological process: glyoxylate metabolic process. The coding region runs from base 16 to 882 and encodes 288 amino acids. NCBI's taxonomy places the organism in Eukaryota, Metazoa, Chordata, Aves, Falconiformes, Falconidae. The transcript has 8 exons.
GCCCCGCCGCCCGCCAUGUCGCUGCGCUUCUCCGCCAAUCUCUCGUGGCUGUUCCCGGAGCUCCCGGAGCUCCCGGCGCGGCUGGAGGCGGCGGCGGCCGCCGGGUUCCGGGCGGCGGAGGCGGCCUGGCCGGCGGGCUGCCCAGCCGCAGCGCUGCGGGCCGCGGCGGAGCGGGCGGGGGUGCGGAUCGUCCUCCUCAACACCCCGCCCGGGGACCCGGAGGCGGGUGAGAUGGGGCUGGCGGCCGUGCCCGGGCGCCAGGCUGCCUUCCGCCAGGGCCUGGCCGCGGCGGUGCAGUACGCCAAGGCGGUGGGCUGCCCCAGGAUCCACCUGAUGGCUGGGCGGGUUCCCCUGGGCACAGACCGGGCAGCAGUGGCAGGCAAGAUGGAAACAACCUUUAUCGAGAAUCUCAGAUACGCUGCUGACCUCCUGGCCCAGGGUGGCAUUACUGUGUUACAGGAAGACCUGACUGGACUGGUGGAGCCUAUUAACAACCGUAUCACUGACCCUCGUUACUAUCUGAACACCCUGCACCAAGCUGCUGCCAUCCUGGAGAAGGUGGAGCGGCCCAACCUGAAGCUGCAGCUGGAUCUCUUUCACUGCCAGAUCAUGGAUGGGAAUUUGUCACGCAACCUGGAGACAUACUUCCCACUCAUUGGUCAUAUCCAAAUUGCACAGGUGCCAGGGCGGCAUGAGCCUGACAGCCCUGGGGAGUUGAACUUCCCCUACAUCUUCGAGCUUCUGGAGUCCCUUGGCUACACUGGCUACGUGGGGUGCGAGUAUGCUCCAAAAGGAGACACCCUAGAAGGUCUGGGCUGGCUGCGCUCAUACUGGGAGAGCAGAGGGCUGCAGCAUGGUGGGACCAGCAAGACUGCAGAGUAAAAUGAGAAACCAUGGGAAUAAAAGUCAAAGCACUGGCUUAACAGAG